AUGUUUCGUAGAGUAUAUGGCAGGAGUGAGAAGUCGGAGAGCUACUCGGAGAAAGAUCAAGAGGACGACGUGGAGGUUUGCGAGAUAUCUUUCCACGGUCAAUUGCCCAUGAAUUAUUUGCUGUGCGACUCGUCCAUCCUGAACACGGUGGAGACGAGCAUCCUGCGCAAGAACCACCCCAUGAAAUCGCAUCAACAAUUUCGUUGCGACGGUUGCGACAGGGCGUACACGAGGAUGGACAGCCUGAAACGGCACCAGGCCAAGUGCGACGCCUCGUUGGAGAAGCUUCAAGAGGAGGUGGAGUGGCUGCACAGGCAGAAAUUCUAUUGCAAUCAGUGCGGCAAAGGUUACAAGAGGCUGGACACGUUGAGGAGGCAUCAGAGAUUAGUUUGCGGCGACAAAGAGGGCGCCACUGCGCCCAACGACAAAUCGACCACCUAA
Molecule: messenger RNA, 441 nt
Organism: Apis florea (little honeybee)
Lineage: Eukaryota; Metazoa; Arthropoda; Insecta; Hymenoptera; Apidae
Biological process (GO): regulation of DNA-templated transcription
Molecular function (GO): RNA polymerase II cis-regulatory region sequence-specific DNA binding; DNA-binding transcription factor activity, RNA polymerase II-specific
Source: RefSeq, a predicted model, not a curated record